This is a messenger RNA of Nyctereutes procyonoides (raccoon dog), 1362 nucleotides long. RefSeq names its product kallikrein related peptidase 5 (gene KLK5). Bases 133 to 1017 code for a protein of 294 amino acids. The transcript is spliced from 6 exons. The record is from RefSeq and is a predicted model, not a curated record. Gene Ontology annotation, molecular function: serine-type endopeptidase activity. Gene Ontology annotation, biological process: extracellular matrix disassembly; proteolysis; positive regulation of antibacterial peptide production. NCBI's taxonomy places the organism in Eukaryota, Metazoa, Chordata, Mammalia, Carnivora, Canidae.
UUAUAACCCAGGCUGAGUGCCGGGAGCAGAGGAGGAGGUGGCUGCAGGACGGCACAGGCCUGAGAAGUCUGUGGCUGAGCUGGGAGCGGGUUCCCCACCCCCUACUUGGGGGACAUAGCAGGUACAGUGGCCAUGGCUACAGCAGGACACCCCUGGAUGUGGAUGGUCGGUGCCCUGAUCACAGCCCUGAUUCUGGGGGUGACAGAGCCUGUUCUUGCAAAUGAUGUUACCUCCUGCGACAACCCCUCUGACACUGGCCCCUCUGAAAGCACCCGGGACAUUGGAGCUGGGGACCAGGAGGACACCAGGGCAGACGAGGGGAGCAGCAGUCGCAUCGUGAAUGGAACCGACUGCGAGAAAAAUGCCCAGCCGUGGCAGGGUGCGCUGUUGCUGGGGCCCAACAAGCUCUACUGUGGGGCCGUGCUGGUGAAUCCUCAGUGGCUGCUCACAGCGGCCCACUGCCGGAAACCAUUUUUCAGAAUCCGUCUUGGCCACCAUUCCCUGUCACCUGUUUAUGAAGCUGGACAACAGUUGUUCAAAGGGAUCAAAUCCAUCCCCCAUCCUGGCUAUUCCCAUCCUGGCCACUCUAAUGACCUCAUGCUCAUCAAACUGAACAGAAAGAUCCGUGAGACUCAGAGAGUUAAGCCCAUCAACAUCUCCUCGAAGUGUCCAUCUGCUGGGACCAGCUGCAUGGUAUCUGGCUGGGGAACAACCAACAGCCCCAACGUACAAUUCCCCAAGGUCCUCCAGUGCUUGAACAUCACUGUGCUAAGUGACGACCGGUGCAGAAAGGCCUAUCCCAGACAGAUAGAUUCCACUAUGUUCUGUGCUGGCGACGAGGCGGGCAGAGAUUCCUGCCAGGGUGAUUCAGGUGGCCCUGUGGUCUGCAAUGGCUCCCUACAGGGCCUCGUGUCCUGGGGAGACUUUCCCUGUGCCCAGCCCAACAGACCCGGCGUCUACACCAACCUGUGCCAAUUCACUAAAUGGAUCAAGGACACCAUCCGGUCGAACUCAUGAGGCAUCCCGGGACCUGGCGGCAUUCUGGUGUGGCCCCACGAUCUGUGGUCCCUCACUCCUGAAGGAACCGUGACACUGUCUCCAGACCCUGCUCCUUACUGCGGGUGUUGGGGUUGUUAAUCUCUCCAGCCCCUCCUCGUCUCCUGGAAUCGGGCUCCCCCUUCCCCAAACCUGGGCUGACCCUGUCUUUCCAGUCAGGCCUUAGAGACAGUUUCCCAGAAUGACCAAGGUGAGGGCUGCCCCUCAGUGUCCCCCAUGCUUCGUUCUUUAGACCCAGAGGCUGUCCUUGCCCUGCAGCUGUUACCCAAAUUUGGUCUCAGAAAUAAAGCAUCUGAGGAGAAGUGG